GUUUAUGUCUUUGUGCACACGGCACCAGCCUGGUGCAGAGCGCACAAACCCAACGUGUUACUGUUUACCUCCCCUAGCAGUGUUCGUGUGUUUCGCAUCAGACACGCGCGGCCGGUUGAAGGAGUUUUUAAUAUUUUUAUGGCGUGAUGUUGUUGUAAAGUUACGCGGAGCCUCGGUGGCUAUCGCGAGGCCGGAGCUCGAGCCUGGGCCGCGGGCAGCCAGCUGGCAGAUGCCGCCUGUCAGCAGCAUCCUCCGGGACAAAUCUCAUGAAAACCCGCGGCUAGCAGGGUGGCUAACCCGGCUAAAUCAUGGUUAGGAGCCGAGGAGAUGUUGACGCUGCUGUUGGUCCUCGCCGCCGGUCUGUCCCGCGGGUCGGCCGGUCCCGACUGCAGCCCCGUCGCCACGGAGACCAGCAGCGCGGGCGGUUACUGUCGGCCGUGGUGGACCCGCAGAGAGCCGAGCAGAGCCAGAGGCAGCACCUGGAGGCCCUGUUCAACAGAUAUGGAGAAAACGGCACCAUCUCUCUGGCCGGUUUAAAGCGUCUGUUACAGAACGUGGGUCUGGAUCGCAUCAGGACCGUUACGGUGCAGCAUCACGAGGAACCGGGCCACCACGAUCACCACCACCACCACCACCACCAUAACCACGGUCACCAUGGUCACCACCAUCACAACCACAACGACUCCCAGGAGCACGCUGAGCCCUCUCAGCCCGGAACGCUCCCAAAACCGUCUGAAGCGUCCAACGCCGAGGACAGCCUGCACCGUAAGGGCACCGCGGCGGCGGCGGCCCGGGACGGCGGCACCACGGCGGCGUACAGCGCCGAGCUGGUGGUUCAACCGGACGUCGUGCGCAACGGACAAAACGGCAGUCCGGCGGCGGAGGAGACUACUGCCGGGCUCACCGUCACCGAAAGCAAGACGAUGGAGGCUGCAGUCACCCGGGGCAAUAACGACCACAAUCAUGACCAUGACCACGAACAGGACCACGACCACGAACAGGACCACGACCACGAACAUGACCACGACCACGGUCACGGUCACAACCACAAGCGGAGCGCGGAGUGUCUGAACGCCUCCGCCAUCCUGUCGUCACACGGAUUUCAGGAAGUAGACGUGACCCUGGCCGACUUCAGCUUCCUCUGCCCCGCCCUCCUCAACCAGAUCGACGGCGGAGUGUGCAUCCUGCACGGAGGCGCCGACGGGGAGACGGACCAUAAACAUCGUCACGGCGACCACGACAACUCUGAGGUCGGCCGAGAAAGUGACAAGAACAUUGCCAUAGCGUGGGUGGGGGGCUUCGUCUCCAUCACCAUCAUCAGCCUGCUCUCCCUGCUCGGCGUCAUCCUCAUCCCGCUCAUGAACCGGGUUUUCUUCAAGUUCCUCCUCAGCUUCCUGGUUGCGUUGGCCGUGGGCACGCUGAGCGGCGACGCCUUCCUGCACCUCAUCCCCCACUCUCAGGGAGGCCACCAUCACCACCACCCCAACGAGACGGGGCAUGGGGUGGAGGGACACCACCUCCACGAUGAGCAGGAGGAAGACCUGGACGGGGUCUGGAAGGGUCUCACGGCUCUGAGCGGGGUCUACAUCAUGUUCCUCAUCGAGCACUUCCUCACGCUGGGGAAGAUGUACAAGGACAAGAAACAAAAGAUCCAGAAGCAGUGGGACCAGAACGACAAAGCCGAUGCAGAGAAGCAGCCGGCGCUGGAAGACCACGACCUGAAGCCCCCUGAAGACGUGGAGACGAACGGCGCGGGUAUCUUCGGCGACCGCUCCAUCAGCCUGCACGGCGGCGUGGCGGAGGAGGAGCAGGUGAUGCUGGCGCCGCAGCCGUCCGCCGGCGCCUCGCCGCAGGGCUCCGCCGCCUACACCGCCGAGGACUGCGAGAACAAGUGCCACUCCCACUUCCACGACACGGUGGGCCAGGCGGACAGCAUGCACCACCACCACCACGACUACCACCACAUCCUGCACCACCACCACUCCCAGAACCACCACCCGCACAGCCACUCCCACUCCUACUCCGAGGAGCACUUCCAGCAGGCCGGCGUGGCCACGCUCGCCUGGAUGGUCAUCAUGGGGGACGGGCUGCACAACUUCAGCGACGGCCUGGCCAUCGGCGCUGCCUUCACCGAGGGUCUGUCCAGCGGCCUCAGCACGUCCGUGGCCGUCUUCUGUCACGAGCUGCCGCACGAGUUAGGGGACUUUGCGGUGCUCCUGAAGGCCGGGAUGACGGUGCGCCAGGCCAUUCUCUACAACGUGCUGUCGGCCAUGAUGGCGUACCUGGGCGUGGUGAUCGGCAUCGUGAUCGGACACUACGCCGAGAACAUCUGCAUGUGGAUCUUCGCCCUCACGGCCGGGCUCUUCAUGUACGUGGCCCUGGUGGACAUGGUGCCGGAGAUGCUGCACAACGACGCCGGCGACCACGGCUUCAGCCACUGCGGCUUCUUGCUGCAGAACGCCGGCAUCCUGCUGGGCUUCUGCAUCAUGCUGCUCAUCGCCGUCUUCGAGCACAAGAUCAAGCUGGACCUGGGCUAACGGGGGACAAGCUGGUCCUGAGCUCCGUGUGCGUCUUCAAGUGUCUCCGUCAGAAGUGUACUGUGUCUUUUUAUUUGUUGUUGUUGUAG
Messenger RNA from Etheostoma spectabile (orangethroat darter), 2626 nucleotides. RefSeq names its product zinc transporter ZIP6-like. The record is from RefSeq and is a predicted model, not a curated record. Lineage: Eukaryota; Metazoa; Chordata; Actinopteri; Perciformes; Percidae. Gene Ontology annotation, molecular function: zinc ion transmembrane transporter activity; monoatomic cation:bicarbonate symporter activity. Gene Ontology annotation, biological process: zinc ion import across plasma membrane; intracellular monoatomic cation homeostasis. Gene Ontology annotation, cellular component: plasma membrane.